Austrofundulus limnaeus is the source of this 2191-nucleotide messenger RNA. Its product is annotated as ras-related protein Rab-17. Lineage: Eukaryota; Metazoa; Chordata; Actinopteri; Cyprinodontiformes; Rivulidae. The transcript has 5 exons. Gene Ontology annotation, molecular function: GTP binding; GTPase activity. The record is from RefSeq and is a predicted model, not a curated record. The coding region runs from base 1464 to 2123 and encodes 219 amino acids.
UGUUAAAACUUAGGGUAGAUGUAAGGAAGGACUCUCAGCUACUACCAGGCUAAACUUUAGCUCAUUGUCAGUGAGUUUGACUGAGUCAUAGCUGUUUGUGUGUUUGUCACACUCGAGUAGCUGUGGCGGCCAUUUUGAACUGGGUCAUGUCCCAAAGUAAGUUUUCAGAUGUUCAUGAUGAUCACUUCCUGAGUUUCAUUAAAGUCAACUUGUUCAUGAAAUAUUUUGCUAACAGACAGACACGGCUGAAGUUUUUUAUCACCUAAUCUGAUAGAUUUUAUUUAAAUCCUAAUUUGUUCUUUGUCUUUGCUUUAAGAAGGUGAGUUUUUGAAGGCUCAGUUCCAGGUUGGGGUUUUCCGUGUUGCACCUGAACGCAGCACCAACAUGUUUGGACUCCAGGGACGUUCAGGGAUUCUGUUUCGGUCAGAGACCGCAGCUCCUGCAGGGGCAACGUGCUAUUUAUAAUGAUGACCACCGAGCUAAAAAAAAAAAAAAACACCAGUCCGGAGGGUCUUAAAGGGACAUGAAACAGAUUGACUCUGUCCCUCAGACACCAAACUGUCCCCAAAGUCCCGCUGUCUACAGGACAUCUUUUAUUUGAAGAUAAAUUAUAGUUUUUAUUAAACUUAUUGAGUUUUUAAACAUUCGGGAGAUGAUUUGAAUUAUGCUGCUCCCUUGUGGACAAAUCGCGGUAUUACACAUUGAACGUCAAAAAAAUUAAACUAUUUUUGUCUGUUAGCAAAAUAUCURUUGAACCACUCGAUAGAUUUGAAUAAAACUUUAAGGAUUCAACCACUGUAUAAACACCUACAACUGWUUACGUUUUGGAGUCAAUCUGAUUCAAGAUGGCCGCCACAGCUAAUCAAACUCAUAAAAAGCACAAACUCUUAUAACUCAUUCAUUUUUACAUGUUUUGAGCUAAAACUUAGUGUGGUAGUAGUUCAGAGUGAUCCUCAACACAUAACUUGAGGGCACGUGUUGGGGUGUUUACAGCUGUGUUUAACACUUAGGAUUAACAGUCAUGGUCAACCAAGUCUGUCUGUUAGUAAAAUAUCUCUUGAGCACAGAGACAGAUUUAAAUGAAACUUGUAGGAAGUGAUCAUCAGAUGAACGGCUACAAUGGAUUAACGUUUGGUCUCAAUGUGAACACUGCAUUGAAUCAAACUUAUACAAUGUUUUUAAAGUUUGUGAGUUUAACCCUCCUGCUGCCCUGGGGUCAAACAGGCCUCAGGGUGGUUUUAGGGGUCAAAGGGCAGCAGACGGGUGAAACUGUAAAAUAAUGUCUCAGAUUGUUCAACAGAUCAUCCUGCAGGGUUUGUGCUUCUGAACCAGGAAGUGACUCUGAUUUCACUUUCAUUUCGAGGCAGCAGAAUCCAAACCAGCUGGACCAGAACCGGUGGAUCCUGUUCAUCUAGUGUCGUCUCGCUGCUGUUUGGACUUUCGUUUGUUUUUGUUUAUUUGCCAUGGGGGAGUCGCUCCCAGGGGGGUCAGCUCAGCACAGACCGGUUCGGACCCUCAGGGUGAAGAUGGUCCUCCUGGGGAGCUCUGGAGUGGGGAAGUCCAGCUUGGCUCUGAGGUUCAGCAGAGACCAGUUCAGGAACUCGUCUCCGACUGUGGGCUGUGCAUUUUUAACACGAAUGUUGCUUUUAAGUGACGUCACAUUUCGUCUGGAAAUCUGGGACACGGCGGGUCAGGAGAAGUACCACAGUGUGACCCCGCUGUACUACAGAGGGGCCCACGCUGCGCUGGUGGUCUACGACAUCAGCCAGAGGACCACCUUCAGUCGGGCUCAGGUUUGGAUCAGAGAGCUGCAGAAACAGUACAUCCCAGGUUCUACAGUCAUGUGUCUGGUGGGCAACAAGACAGACCUGGACCAGGACCGUCAGGUCCCAGCUCAGGAAGGACAGAAAGUAGCCGAAGAAAACGGUUUGAUGUUCACCGAGACUUCGGCUCUGUCAGGAGAUCAGGUCAACGAGCUGCUGCUGGCUGUGGCCCACAGGGUCUACGAGUGCGUGGGAGGGCAGCAGGAGGUUCUGUCAGAGUGGCAGGAGGCCCCGUCGGUCCACCAGGUCCACAGGAACCACUACAGUCCAGUCGCCUCCUGCUGCAGACUGGGACCCUGACCCGGGUUCUGGUUCUGGUUCUGGUGUUUCUUCUUGUGUAAUAAAUGAAAAGGAAACUGAGUCUGGAA